AUGGCUACCUUCGAUGAAUUAUCUAGCAAAAUUGAACAAGUAGUAUUUAAAUGCCUAUCUGAUUCACAAGAGGAGACAGAAGAUAAUAUUAGAAACUUACUGGCUCCUCUUGUUAACAAUAAAGAGACUCUUGAAUUACGUAAAUUAACUCUAGAACAUGUAAUUAAAAAAAUAGCAAUGAGAUAUUCAGCGCUUCAACCUAAAGAGUUAAUACCAAACGCUUUUAAACUUUUGGAUUUAGUAUUAAGAUGUCAUGAAGUAGACAAAGAAUUAUGUGAGCCUACUUUGACUCUAACUGUUCUAGAAGAACUUUUAGAAACCCAACCAAUGGAAGUUUGUGAAACAUUAUAUCAAUUCUUGGAGACAAAUAAACAAAGAUUGCUAGUGGAUUUAAAACCGACACAAGGCAAAGGAUUGGUUCUUUUAAGGCUGUCUAAUGAGCUUAUUCGCAGAGCAUCAAAAUCUAACCACAAUGCAUUCCGUGGAAGAGUCUUAAUAUUUUUAUCAAAUUCCUAUGCUCUUGGUGAACGAUCUGGUGUAAAUGUUCGUGGAGAAUGUAAUGUUGAAAACGUAACUAGCUACAAUGCAUCGCAGGAGGGUGAAAAGGCUGAAUUUUAUAAAACCUUUUGGAAUCUUCAGACUUAUUUUAAUAAUCCACCUAAAAUUUUCGAUGGGAAUAAUUUAAAUGUAGUUCUCGAAAAAAUGGACAUAGUCUUAAGCCAAUUCAGUGAAAUUGUGACCAAUGAAAAAGAAAAGGCCGUUGUAGAAAAUAAAGUAAAUUCUAUGGAAAUUGAUGGCGAUGGUGAUAUUUUGAUGUCAAAGAAUGGAAAUAACUAUAAUAUUUCAACUAAACGAAAACAUAAUGAGACUGAAGAUAGUUUAGAAGAAACAAUAAGUUCUUCAAAAGAUUAUGUCAAAUAUUUUCCCAAAUAUUUGACUAGUUAUGCAUUGUUUGACAAGGAGAUAUCAGAUCCAAAUUUCCGUCGUAUAGUCCUAUUUCAAUUUCUUAUAAUAUUGCAAUAUUUUACAGGUUUUUAUGCUGAAGAACGCGCUCGUAUUGAAGAAACAAGAGCAAAAUACAAUAAUGCGAAUGCUGUACAACUCCCUAAUUUCACAAUAACCGAACAACAGCAAAAGAUAAUACAAGAAACUUGGAAUAGAAUAAUCAAAUUGAGUACUUUAGAAGGAAGUAAAUUCACUACUACGUUACUACACAUACUUAAUAUGGAAAAAAGAUGGAACCAUUGGAAGUUUGGUCAAAAUUGCGAAAGUGUGGCAAAAAAAUUUAUUGAAAAAUUAUCUGAUGACGAUAGGCAACCAAAGCCCCUCUCUAAGUUUGAUGCAGCACGAGAAAAGAGGAUGAAAUUGUGUAAGAAUUUGGAACCUAUGAAAUGGAAAAUGGGCACUCCACAUCUGACCAAGCUUUGGACAAAUACAAUGAAAGUUAGUGAUGAUAACAUAUUAUCUGAUUCAACCAGAAAGAGGACUGCACCUACUUUUCAAGAAGUUUACCAGAAAAUUAAAGAUGAUGGUUAUCCACCGGAAAAUGGUAUGACAUUUGAUGAAAACGACUAUGAUGAGUUUAGUAAAGAAGAAAAAGAAAAGGGCUGGAUGCAAAAAUGGUUCGCUUUGCGAGCUGCCAGGGAUAAUUACUUGUUACAUUUUAAUAAGCCAGCCAAAAAAGAUGCUAAAGAGCUGAAAGACCCGAAAGUUGCUAGUGCGUUGAAAGAAGCAGAAGACAGCAAAGAUGAAAUUGCCGUCUUGAAUAUUCUAAUUACCGAAAAUCCGACAUGUAGCAGUGGUACCAGUAGUAAGAAGCAACCACUGGCUGAUCCUGAUAAUACACAUGAUCAUAAAAAUGGUGUAAAUGAACAGAAGAACAGUGAAUAUAAAAAUGGAGAGUAUAAGAAUGGAGAUCAUAACAAUCCUCAUGUAGAACAAAAAAAUGGAGAACAAAAAAACGGAGAACAGAAAAAUGGAGAACAAAAAAACGGCGACACGAAGAAUGACGACAAUAAGUAA
Rhizophagus irregularis DAOM 181602=DAOM 197198 is the source of this 2022-nucleotide messenger RNA. RefSeq lists its product as uncharacterized. Gene Ontology annotation, cellular component: THO complex part of transcription export complex. Gene Ontology annotation, biological process: regulation of DNA-templated transcription elongation; mRNA export from nucleus. The record is from RefSeq and is a predicted model, not a curated record. NCBI's taxonomy places the organism in Eukaryota, Fungi, Glomeromycota, Glomeromycetes, Glomerales, Glomeraceae.